AAAACUAAAACAAAAACAACACGGAGAAAAAUAUGUAGAGAGAUUGAGAUUCCUUCAGAUUCCGACACAGAAAUUCAAACAGAAGCCCUCGACACCACAAACCUCUUUUCUCCGCAUUACAGAAGUACUGUCAGGCACGGGCCAACUUUUAAAGGUCAGGCUGUCUGUCCCCGCCGGCAGGUUCGGCCCUCGCGGGCAGAUUCAGAAGCGGAUUGGCGCUUCGGAUCCCGUCCCAGCUUUGGACCAGAGCUAUGCAACACCCAGAGGGAAUUUGGAGAAACCCGGGUGGCCGCGGCUGGCGCGCUGACUCCGGUCUCCUCCGUUCUUCUGCCUGGAUCAGAGGAGACAGAGAGGGUGGAGGGGAACCCUCCUUGGGAAGCCGCAGUCUCAGGGCGUUCAGGGAGCGGAAUUAACGGUUUAACCGGGACAAGGAGCAGGCACGUAGGGCAGGUGAGAGGCGAAGGUAUGCACUGAGUGGUCCCGCGUCAGUGCCCAAGGAAGACGGAAAGUCGAAACAGACGAGGAGGUAGGACCUACUUCGAGUGGUUUCAUCGUCUGGUCCAUUCUCGAGGAAAACCAAAGCCAGGCGGGGCCGGGCGGGAGCGGCGCCCUCGGGUCUGGGAGCGCGACCUGCGUGACCUCGCUGCGACCAGGGCAGAGCUCCUCCGCCCCGCGGGCAGGCGCCGGCUUGGGUGGCCCGGGGGAAUGGCGAUCAUUGCUUCCACAAGCUUUUGCUGCGCGCUUGAGGGCGGCGCACGGUCCGGAGCGCCCCCGCCGCGUGCCCUGGGUUUUUGAGGGCUCUCAAAGGCAAGGCAGGUGCGCUCAGGGCGGCCCUUCCCGUGGAGCGGGCUUCACGCGCACCGCGACCCGCCGCCCCGAGUGGAGGUCGAAGAUGCGAAGGGGGCAAAAGAGGCUCAGUUACCGCGCGGCGCAUCCGGUAUUCUUGCGCCUCGGCCCUUUUCCUCCUUCUCCUUGCCCUUUCCUAUUCCUAGUUUAUUAUCCCGAGCGGAUUGGGGCUGGGCCAAGCCUGGGACCCGUUUCCUGCCUCUUUGGAGCCGGUAAAGCCGUUUUCCGCGGGGAAAGGAGCUGCAGGUGGGAGCGCAGACGGCGCGCUUUGAGAGAGGAGGCUGGGCUGUAAGCCCUCUUCCUCCCCAUGUCCUUUUCAUGCCAAGAAUUUGGGAAGACAAACCCAAACCCCAGCGUGGGCGGCACAAACUUUCCGUGACUUUUUAACCCUUAGAAAGCAGCUCUCCUAUUUUGGGAGCAGCUCCUCCGGGACAGAGCCUGGAGGAAGCCCGCGGGUCCCCGCGCUUCGCGCUCCCUGCCGGUGUUGGAGCCUCGGUUUCUUGCCCUGCUCCCCGCGCUGAGCGGACCUUGAAGAGCCCUCCAGACAUGGCAGGCGCAAGAGAGACGAGGUCUCUACCUGGGCAGCCGCUAAGUCCUCAAUUUUAUAGGAGCCCUGCUCCAAAUGGAGCACAAAUCAACCAUUUUGAGGCUCUGCAGUUGCGGAGAUCCCCCAGUGUGCUGGCUGCAACCAGCAUAUUCUGGACAAGUUCAUCCUGAAGGUCCUGGACAGACACUGGCACAGCUCCUGCCUCAAGUGUGCAGAUUGCCAGAUGCAGCUGGCUGACAGGUGCUUCUCCAGGGCUGGGAGCGUCUACUGCAAGGAGGACUUUUUCAAGCGCUUCGGCACAAAAUGCACAGCCUGCCAGCAGGGCAUCCCCCCGACCCAGGUGGUCCGCAAGGCGCAGGACUUCGUCUACCACCUGCACUGCUUCGCCUGCAUCAUCUGUAGCCGGCAGCUGGCCACGGGGGACGAGUUCUACCUCAUGGAGGACGGGCGGCUGGUGUGCAAGGAGGACUACGAGACGGCCAAGCAGAAUGAUGACUCAGAGGCCGGGGCUAAGCGGCCGCGGACCACCAUCACAGCGAAGCAACUGGAGACGCUGAAGAACGCCUACAAGAACUCCCCCAAGCCCGCGCGGCACGUGAGGGAGCAGCUGUCCUCGGAGACAGGCCUGGACAUGAGGGUGGUACAGGUUUGGUUUCAGAACAGAAGGGCCAAGGAGAAGCGGCUGAAGAAGGACGCGGGGCGACACCGCUGGGGGCAGUUCUACAAGAGCGUCAAGCGGAGCCGGGGAGGCAGCAAGCAGGAGAAGGAGAGCUCUGCGGAGGACUGUGGGGUUAGUGACAGUGAGCUGAGCUUCCGAGAGGAUCAAAUACUCUCAGAACUUGGCCACACCAAUAGGAUUUAUGGCAACGUGGGGGACGUUACAGGCGGACAGUUAAUGAAUGGGAGCUUCUCCAUGGACGGGACAGGACAAUCCUAUCAGGACUUGAGGGAUGGGAGCCCCUAUGGAAUCCCCCAGUCUCCAUCCUCCAUAUCGUCCCUGCCAUCCCACGCUCCUUUGCUCAAUGGGCUGGAUUACACGGUGGACAGUAAUUUGGGCAUCAUUGCGCAUGCAGGGCAGGGAGUAAGCCAGACGCUGAGAGCCAUGGCUGGGGGACCGACCUCUGACAUCUCCACAGGAAGCAGUGUAGGCUACCCCGACUUUCCAACUAGCCCAGCCUCUUGGCUCGAUGAAAUGGAUCAUCCUCCUUUUUAAACACCUCUCCUCCCCGCCCUAUCCGUCCUUCUGGCUUGAGAGAGUAUCUUCAAGGAUCAAGAGACUUGCCUUUUAAGGAUCAAAAGUGCACCAAUGUGAAUUUCCAUUAUUUUCAAUGGGAAGUCCUCUGCUGAUCCCUGGGAGGUCUUGGGACCCCAGUAGGGUGUGUUUUUCUGGGAAGGGGUGGGAGAGCAGCCUCCUCUCAGAACACAGCACAGGGGCGCAGAGCCCCGAGCGCUAGGAUGCUGGCUUGUUGGCUCCUCCCCCGUCCUGCUUACAGGCUUUGGCUGCUCAGUGCUUGGUUGACGGGGUGACUCUCGGGCCACGCUGGCCUUCGGGAACUCUGCUCCAACUGGAGCGUCUCCUGAGCGUCUCCAGAGCCACUGGUCUCACCAGAACCGAGAUUCCUGAGGUUGGGGCACCAUGGCCCUGGAGUGUGGAUAGAAGUGAUUUCUGCACCA
Messenger RNA from Vicugna pacos (alpaca), 3067 nucleotides. Lineage: Eukaryota; Metazoa; Chordata; Mammalia; Artiodactyla; Camelidae. The record is from RefSeq and is a predicted model, not a curated record.